This is a messenger RNA of Trypanosoma cruzi, 442 nucleotides long. RefSeq lists its product as uncharacterized. The transcript has a single exon. Lineage: Eukaryota; Euglenozoa; Kinetoplastea; Trypanosomatida; Trypanosomatidae. The record is from RefSeq and is a predicted model, not a curated record. The annotation marks the transcript as partial.
GGUGCGGCAGCUACAGGAGGAACUCACGACGGUUUGGAGGCGACUAGAGAGCGCGGAGCAUCAACUGAGGCUGACGCUUGAAGAGCGUGAUGACCACAUGGAGGGACGGGGUGGUGUUGCCACUUGUCGCUCAAUGCCGGGGGAGUCACGGGAUGUUGCCGCCUCGCUGCAUUACGAAUUGAAGCAACUCCAUCAGCGCGAUGUGGCGAACCAACAGACGAUUGAGCGGCUGCGCGUCGAGUUGGCCACACUGAAGCGGCGUCGGGCGGAGGAGCGUCAGCGGCAGAAGGAGCUCCGUGCUGCACGAGCCGCCAUGUUGGAGCGGCUUGAGAAGACCUUUGCCGAGGCGUUACGGCGGCAGGACUGCAGCAUGCGGGCCAUUCCGCAGGCACUUGCACGUGCGCGAAAUGAGUUGGGGCAGCUCAACAUGCAGCGGAGCUAA